Cydia splendana is the source of this 2461-nucleotide messenger RNA. It is a transcript of the gene Su(var)3-9, whose product is annotated as histone-lysine N-methyltransferase SUV39H2. The record is from RefSeq and is a predicted model, not a curated record. The transcript has a single exon. Gene Ontology annotation, molecular function: zinc ion binding; protein binding; histone H3K9 methyltransferase activity. Gene Ontology annotation, cellular component: nucleus. NCBI's taxonomy places the organism in Eukaryota, Metazoa, Arthropoda, Insecta, Lepidoptera, Tortricidae. Bases 202 to 1686 code for a protein of 494 amino acids.
UUGCAAAAUUAUGCAGUAGUUGUACAAUGUACCAUGUGAAUAGGUCUAUAAGUAAGGUAAAUGUGAACAUAUUUACACUGUAAAUUCUUACCUGAGUUAAUCUAGCAUUUACUAAACUUAUUCACAUGGUAUGUUGCAGAGCGCCUGUCGGACUCAGUGUUGAGGUUGUUUCGUGAAAGAGCUGAUGAGAAAGAUGAGAAUAUGUAUGCGGAAAAGUUGAGAAAAUCAAGAAAGAGAAACCAUUCACUAGAGCCUGGGGAAGAUGAUAUGCCCGUUGCCAAGAAACAGAAGAAAGGCAAGGUGAAGCAGGAAGAUGACUACAUAAUAGAAAAAAUUGUUGACAUCAAAUUUGAAAAUGGCCAAGAAUAUUUUUAUAUAAAAUGGAAAGGUUUUGAUGAUGAUGAUAACACAUGGGAACCGCUGGCACAUCUUGACAACUGUCCAGAACUUCUGCGAGAAUUUCUUACUGAUAAAGAAUUAACAUACUGCGAAAGUAUUGAUAAAUUAAAAAAUGAAAUAUCAUUUGGAGAUUUACUCAGUGAAGAUAACUUAAUAGCUAGAAUAGAUGAAGUAGAUGAGACUGACAUAUACAAAUUAAAGGAGGCAUUAACAAUUAAAUUGCUCUCCAUGAUCAUUUUACCUCUGGAAGAGGAACAAUUUGCCACAGAACUUGUUCAAGAUACUAGAAAUAUAUAUCAACUCUAUGUGUUGUGUAGAAAGCGAUGCCGUCAAAUGAUGUCCUUAAAACAAUGGGAGCAACACAUAAAUCAAGUUGAUAAAUCAAAGAAACUUACUAUAGAAAAUGAGGUUGAUUUGGCUGGUCCACCGGAAAACUUCACAUACAUAAAUCAGUCUAUUCCUGGUGUAGGUGUGACCAUUCCAGAUGACCCUCCAAUAGGGUGUGACUGCACUGCCUGCAACUGCCGCUCUAAGUCCUGCUGCGGAAUGCAGGCAGGCCUGUUUGCAUACACUGUCAACAAGAGAUUACGCGUCGCAUCUGGGACACCAAUUUACGAGUGCAACAAAGCCUGCAAAUGUUCAGCAGAUUGCAACAACAGAGUUGUUCAAGGAGGAAGAAACAUCAAGCUAUGUAUCUACAGAACGGCCAAUGGCUGUGGGUGGGGGGUCAGAACAGAACAGAACAUAAAACAGGGACAAUUUAUCUGUCAAUAUGUAGGAGAAGUAAUUACUUUUGAAGAGGCUGAGAAACGUGGGAGGGAAUAUGAUGCUAAUGGCUUGACAUAUCUGUUUGACCUGGAUUUUAACUCUGUAGAAAAUCCUUUUGUAGUUGAUGCAGCGCAUCUUGGGAAUAUAUCACAUUUUAUAAACCACUCCUGUGACCCAAACUUGGGAGUGUGGGCCGUGUGGGCUGAUUGUCUUGAUCCUAAUCUUCCAAUGCUGGCAUUGUUUGCGACACGGGAUAUUGAUGCCGGAGAAGAAAUAUGUUUCGAUUAUUUGCAGAAAGCAAAUGAUAAUGAUGAAGAACCUGGCAGCCAUGCGCCUCGGAGACCCAUGGUGGAGGCAGACGACGCAAGUAUUCCGAAUGGUGAUGAAGCAACCACCGCAGACUCCCCUGCCUCUCCUGCGAAGUCCAGAUUUGAAAUUCAACAGCAAAAUAUGAGCAUGCUAAGAAACAGAACGGAAUGUAAAUGUGGCACCAUGAAAUGUAGAAAAUACUUAUUUUAAAUUGUACAAACAAGUAGUUCAGUUUUACAAAAUGAGUAUAAUUUCCAAGUGCUUAUUUUACUUACAAUAUCACAAGUGUCUACACAAGUACACACUGAAUCUCUUUAAGUCUUGAAUUAAAUUAGUGCCUUAGUCUAAGCGCCUUUGAUCUUUAUGAAAUAACAAUCACUGUUGUGUUGCAUAUUUUUAUGUAACAGUUAUAGACUUUUUUAUAAAACUUUUCCCGGUUGUUAGCUUUUACGUCUCUUACAAUACUCUUGUUAUAUAUAUGGUUAUGAAAUGAGAAGUUUACUGUGUGAGAUAAAAUAGGUUCAUUUUCACAAUGUAUAACUGAACAAUUAUAUACAUUUUUCAAAUACUAUAAGCGUUUGUUAAAAUAGUGACAUGAAAGAUAUGUGUAAUAGGGUAUAAUUAAGUAAUAAAAUUGGACGUGUAGAAUUUCGGUAUUUAAGCUGAAAUAUUGAGUUCUUCCUUAGAUGUUUCAUUUUAGAAAUAUGUUUAUUAAUAUUAGGAUGAUUAUGAUUUCAGAACCAUUGGUUGUUGAAGCUACAGUCAGCAGCAGAAGUGACUAAGCGAACGAGGUGUUUAAAAUAAUUUGAACAUUACUUUUUGGCAGACAAUAAGAAGUAAAAACCUGUGUUGAUAAUUAUACAUAGACAAUUGACCCGCUUAGCCACUUCUGCCAUUGUCUCUCUUUGUAACAUGCUCUGUGGUGCAUGUUUUAAUUUUAUGGAUUGUAUAUCAAGUAUUAUGAUAAUAAAUUUAUUAAUAUUCA